Molecule: messenger RNA, 647 nt
Organism: Zea mays
Lineage: Eukaryota; Viridiplantae; Streptophyta; Magnoliopsida; Poales; Poaceae
Exons: 2
Coding region: 84-482 (132 amino acids)
Source: RefSeq, a predicted model, not a curated record
AGAGGGAGACUGAAACCCUUAACCGUGCCCGGCAACUCGUCUUCGGCAACGAGAGCCUCGCCGUCGCCGCCGUCGGCGCGCAGAUGAGUUUCAGGGAUGUAAAUAUGGCAGGUGCUGCCCCACCGACCGUACUCGGAGUCGGAGGGAACUUCCGGGGAGGCGCCGCCGGUGGCGGCAGCAUCGGCGACCUGUGCGUCCCGUUCCGGCCGGUGCUGUCGCCGCAGCCUUCGUACCAUUACCUCUACACGGCGCCAUCAACAUUGCACCCGAUGAGCUACCCGGCGACGUACCCUGGCCCACUGCGCCAGCCUGCUGUCGACGACUACAUCAUCGGCCACGCAGUCUCCGCCGGCGGGGACACACUAAUGCAAUCGACACACCGCGGCAGCUUCUCCUGCUUCGGAGCUCCACUCACCGCUCCGCCGGUGGCGGCAACGAACGUGCAGGCCGACAAAGUUAUCUGCAACUGCAGCUUCACUUGAAUGCCUCCGGCCGGCUCCACUUGAGCAGAUGCAUGUAGUUAAGUUAGUGUAAAGAGCCAAGAAUUUAAAUUAGAUGUUGCGUGUUUUGGACAUUAAAUACAGAAUGAAGUCUUCCGGGUUCUACUUCGAAGUAUAUGAUGUCUGCACUGGAUUUCUGGAUCCAAA